This is a messenger RNA of Spinacia oleracea (spinach), 1559 nucleotides long. RefSeq lists its product as uncharacterized. The transcript is spliced from 2 exons. The coding region runs from base 639 to 1040 and encodes 133 amino acids. NCBI's taxonomy places the organism in Eukaryota, Viridiplantae, Streptophyta, Magnoliopsida, Caryophyllales, Amaranthaceae. The record is from RefSeq and is a predicted model, not a curated record.
CCAUGACAUCUUAAUGGUUCCCCUGAAACUAAGUGGUUUGUAGUUUGAUUUUAUGUGAGAAGGCAGUUUUCAUUUGAAUAAAAAGGACUGCUGAUUAUCUGAAGCAGUUCCUGCUUUGCUAAACAUUUCCCUCCCAAACUUAAAACCUCGAGCUGUUAAUUCCUGAUUAAUUAAUGUGGAUUGAGAUUCUUUUUUUAUUUAUUUAAACCAUGCAAAUUACGUUUAUUUAUAAUGUUUUCACUUUUAUCCAAAAUCUGGCAUUGGGAAAGUGUGAUAAGAUUAAUCUUCUAAUGGGAAAGUAUGAGAAAUUAAAUAUUCUAAUGAAUUUAAUUGAUUAAAAUAACCACUUGGCACAAUGAAUGGACUUUUUCUUAAAUGAACCUGGUCCACCGAUAAUUAUUUUGGACCAAGCCCAAAAGAGGAAGGUUUUCCCUUACCCUUUCUAUUCACACGUAUGAAUAAAAAUGAGGAAAAGAAGCCCAAAUGAAAUUUAGCCCCUCAUUCACUAGUACUUUCUCUCUCCUCAUUCUCUCCGUCUUCUUCUUCUUCUCUCUCCUCAUCCACAUACAUCUCUCUCUCGAGCUUCGUCAAUUUCUCUCCUAUAUUUCAAUGUUCAAUUUCUCUCUCCUCCACUAGCAAUGCCGCAAAAAACUAAGGGAGUUACUUCGGUUGGAGGUCGAAGAGGCCUUCGCAAUUCACCUACUAACAACGAACAAUCAGAGUGUGGUUCAUUAUCUUCUUCCAUCGGUGCGACCUCCUUGAUUUCCUACAACAUUUUCAAAACUUUCCACAUGUAUGCCUCUACUCCGGGGAUGCGACACUACAUGUUAUGGCUACCUCAAGAAGCAUCACAAGCCUAUUCUCGUCACUACCACCAUCUGCAACAUCUCUUGCAGAUCUUACCUAGUGUACUACGUCGUUUGGAGUCAGAUAUGGAUGUUCUGAAUGUGGUUUUCCUGUCAAGAGUUCUAGUAGCAACACUUAGGCUUACGAAUAUCUGGUGCUUUAUAUGCCCACAAGCUAGGAUCAUCAUCUUCUAAUGACGCUUCAGUCAAAACGCUCUGAAUGUGGUUUUGUUGGUUUAUUUUGUCCGUCUUUAGAUUUGAGUUAAUGGGUAUUUUUUUAUUUUAUGAUUUUUUGUGAGAUUAAUGAUUGAAAUUGGUCAAUUUUGCGAUUUGAUAUUAAUGUUGUUAUUAUUGUUUUUUGUUGAUUUUGAUUUGUUAUGCUUGUUUGAAUUUGUUUUUUUUUUAUUUUUUUUAUUUUUAUGUUUACUUUGCAAUGGUUUUACGUUAAUCACAUAAGGGGAGAAAACUUUUUGCAUGAUUUCUAAAUAGAUUGAAAGUAAAAUGACGUUCUACCAUUGUUUCGAAUGAGGAUGUUUUUUAAAGGGGUGACAUGUAAUGGGAAGUAUGAUAGAUUGAUACAUAGUACGAAGUAUUUUUAGGUUGUGACUCAUAUACUCAUUUUCUUUUUUUUAAAAAAUGGGUCGGACCGGGUUGGGUUAUGCUAAAUGAGCAAUGACUUGACCUGAGUGAAUAUGACUUGUUUAUGACCCGAAC